This is a messenger RNA of Eutrema salsugineum, 867 nucleotides long. RefSeq lists its product as uncharacterized. NCBI's taxonomy places the organism in Eukaryota, Viridiplantae, Streptophyta, Magnoliopsida, Brassicales, Brassicaceae. The record is from RefSeq and is a predicted model, not a curated record. The coding region runs from base 170 to 673 and encodes 167 amino acids. The transcript has a single exon.
UGACAUCAUUAAGUGUCGAACCCUCGGCUAGUUUGUUAAUUUGAUCCAACCUUUAUGUAUAGUGACAGAUUUGCCCUUAUCACCGCCUUUCCCUUCCCCUCGGAAAGAUUAAAAUUAUCCAAAUUAGGGCUCACAAAUCACAGAAGAGAGCUCCGAAUCUCUACACGAAAUGGAGGCUGCGAAAGAAAGGGUUGGCUUGCUCGACAAAAUCCUCCCGCCGGCAUUGGCAGACGCCGGGCUCGAGGAUUGUGCUCUGCCGCCGGAUUCUAUACAGGAAGCAUUUCGUAAAGCCGCCGACGCCGUGAAAUCGCGCGCGGCCUCGCUUUUCGAAGACGAGGAGGAAGGCGGUUGUGUAGCGGAUCCGCGACCAGCAUCGAAGGGAACCGAGACGAUUCCGAGACCGGGAGCUUCUGACACGGUCAUCGUGGGCGGGGGAAAUGAAGGGGAUGCUGGGCCGUGUCUAGUCGGAAAGGGGAAUGAGAAGUUGGCUGGUUCGGAACAGAGCGGAGAUGCGUUGGUGGUGGCAGGCGAAGGAGGAGAGGGGAAGAGCUGCGGUGAUGGUUUGAAGGACUUAGAUGUUGAAGGUAUGGAGAGUAGCACUGAGAAGAAGGAUCAGAGUGAAGAAGAUGAAGAAGAGGAGAAGAAACCGAUCUUGGUUGAAGGAUAUGUCUGAGAUUCCUAUCACGUUGCUCCCUCGUGUAUAUAUAAAAUAAAUGCAUUUUGACUUUAGCAGCUUGCCCCUUUAAAGUCUGAGCUUUGUCUCCGUAGGCAAUGGUGGCAAAGCUUAUAUGUAUCUCCUGUUUGACAUUAAACUUGGAUGAAAUACGAGUUUGGGGAAUAAAUAGGCGACUCUCUCUUUUGGUUUGA